CCUCUCCCCCCUCUGUCUGUGUAUGAGUGUCUUUCUCCCUCUCUCCCCCCACCGUACCCUCACCUUUUUAGGGAAGAUAAUAUGGGGGACCCAGAUGUUACAUUUCACUGGCCAAUGGUGAGCUGAGAGGGGCUGGAUUGGUGUGGAGUCCUGAUGCCCCUUCUUUUAAAAACGCCUGAUCUCCCGUCUCCAACGCAGCAACUUUGACUCACAUGAGAAAGAGCCGUGGUGAGAGGCUCUGCUCGACCCGCAGCAUCACUCACACCUGAGAGGCUCCAUUGGUUACGCUCAACUCUUACCUGAAAGCUGAAGAAGAGCCAUCUAUACCGCCAUCUCAGUUCUUGUUUGUGUGUUAGUGUUGUAGAGAAAAACAAAGUCACCUGGAAGUGAAGGGGGCAGCACCAUGAUGGGAUUGAACAAGGCGGCUCUCCUGCUGUCCGUCCUGGCUUCAGUGGCCCAGUGCCAAGGAUCUGUGAGGAGCAGGAUCCAGACGGACGAGAACAGGAGAGUGCCCCCCAGUCCUUUCAUUGAUACACAAACAACAGGCGUGACAGAGUGGACGUCUUGGUUUAACAUUGACCAUCCUGGGGGGAAUGGAGACUAUGAGCGGCUGGAAGCCAUCCGUUUCUAUUACAGGGAGAGAGUCUGUGCACGGCCCACAGCCAUGGAGGCUCGCACUACAGACUGGGUGGCAGCAUCAGACACCGGGGAAGUGGUCCACUCCAGUCUGGAGAAGGGCUUCUGGUGUGUCAACAAAGAGCAGCCGCACGGCCGAGCCUGCUCCAACUACCACGUUCGCUUUCAAUGUCCCCCGGUGCAGAGCUAUUGGACUGACUGGAGUGAGUGGGGUCCCUGUACUACCACAGCAUGUGAUGAUGUCGGCAUCCAGGUCCGCCAGAGGAAAUGCGUCAGUACCCAGCCCACGCCUCUCCUGUUGGUGCCAGCAUGCCAGGGGCACCAUUCAGAGAGGAGGGAGUGCUCCACGCCUCCAUGCACCGCCAAGUGGGGUCCCUGGGGCCGGUGGGGGACGUGCUCUGUAACUUGUGGUGGAGGUCGCAGGAUUAGGAGGAGGACCUGUGUCAGGAGCUCAGUGACAGUGCAGUGUAAUGGACGGCCUGUUGAAAUACAGAAAUGUGGGAAGAGUCCAUGCCCAGCCAAAUGUCAACACGUUUGCACUGAGGGUCGUCCCAGUGAGGACUGCAGCCACUGCGUGUGUGACAGCCAUGUGUUGCAUGGAGAAGUCCACAGUGUGGCCGGCGUCCCUGUGGAGGGGGCGGGGGUGACACUAGCCAGCCAGCCCAAAGUCAUCCGUGCGCGAACAGAUGCCAAAGGUCAGUUUAGAAUUGCAGGAGUCUGCUCCUCCAGCUCCACCUUGGUCAACAUCAGGAGAGACAAGUUUGUCCCGAUCACGGUCUCCACCUCCACUAACGCCACAGGAAUGUCCUGGGUACAGGCCGUCCUCAAAUCAGCCGAAAAGCCGUACAUUGUGAAGCAUCCAGAGGACAAAGUGCGUUUUGAGGGAGGACGGGUGCUGUUUUGCUGCAAGGCAACAGGGUCACCAACACCUGACAAAUACUACUGGUACCACAAUGGGACUCUGCUGGACAGGAAGGUGCACAAGUAUGAAGAGGACCUCGUACUGCGAGACCUGAAGCCAGAGCAUUCGGGAGAGUAUUACUGCAAAGCCAGCAGCCCAGCAGGCAGCAUCAAGUCCACUCCAGCUACCCUCACUGUGACUGCGAGGGGAACACCAGCAUGCAAUUCCACCCCUGAGAUGCACCUCAUCAGACUGCCGCUGGACUGUGUUCAACGUGGGACUAACUCCAAGUACUACAAUGCUGGCCGCUGCCCUCACAACAAAUGUGCUGGCUCUCUAGACUUUGAUACACGCUGCAGAGAUGGUGCCGGAUUCUGCUGCGGGGUCCAGAAUAUGGAAAGUCGAAUCAUUGACUGUGGGAGAUACAACCUCCCCAUUAAGGCUGUCAUGCAGUGUGGCUGUCAGAAGUGCGUGCAGCCACCUGUGCUAGUUCGAGGCAGAGUGAUCUCAGCGGACAAUGGCGACCCUCUACGUUUUGGGCACAUCUACAUUGGUAAAGAGAGGAUGGGCACCACUGGAUACCAGGGAGGGUUCACAUUGCAAAUUACUCCUGAUACACAAAGACUGGUGGUAAAUUUUGUUGAUCCCACUGAGGAGUUUAUUGACACACCUAAAGUAUUCAUUUUGGACAAGAAAGGAGGAUCAAUCUACCAUGAUGUGAAGGUGAUGAGAAAACAGAAACCAAUUGACAUCAAUGCAGGAGAAACCAACUCCAUUGACCUUGGAGAAAUUAAAGGGGAAGACCCCAUUGGGCAGCUGGUCAUUCCUCCCAAUUCCUUUCACAAAGACAAUGGAGAAAUCUAUGAGGGGACUGUAAAAGCUAGUGUCACAUUCAUUGACCCGAGAAACAUCACCACUGCUGCGGCUGCACCUGGUGAUCUCAACUUUGUGAAUGAUGAGGGUGACAUGCUCCCUUUGAGGACAUACGGCAUGUUCUCCGUUGACUUCAGAGAUGAGACUAAUAAGGAAAUACUAGGAGCUGGAGGAGUUCAAGUACUCCUUGACACACAGCAUGUCAAAAUGCAAGAACAUAUUCCCAAAAUGAAACUGUGGUCUUUAAAUCCAGACACAGGAGUCUGGGAGGAGGAGAGUGACUUUUCAUACACCACAAGAACUUCCGGUGGUCAUGGGCGCAGCAAGCGAGAGGAGCGCACAUUCCUCAUAGGCAACAUGGAGAUUCGAGAACGUAGACUCUUUAACUUGGAUGUACCUGAAAACAGACGCUGCUACGUCAAGGUCCGGGCCUACAUGAGUGACAAGUUUCUUCCAACUGAACAGCUGGAAGGUGUUGUGAUCACUUUGAUAAACUUGGAGCCCAAACCUGGAUAUUCUUCUAAUCCCAGGGCAUGGGGCCGCUUUGACAGUGUCUUGACUGGAUCCAACGGAGGCUGUUUACCAGCUUUCUGUGAUGCUCUGAGGCCUGAUGCUUACACAGCUUAUGUUACUGCAAUGAUGGGUGGAGAAGAAUUGGAGGCAGCUCCUUCCUCCCCUAAAAUGAAUCCAAACAUCAUUGGAGUGUCUCAACCAUAUCUAGAUAAAAUAGACUAUCAGCGCUCAGAUCAUGAGGAUCCAGCUCUGAAGAAAACAGCCUUCAGAAUCAACUUGCCUAAGCCUAACCAAAACAAUCUAGAUGAGACCAAUGGGCCAAUAUAUCCAUAUCGAAACCUAAUAGAUUGUGAGAAUGCCCCUGUUGAUGCAAAUCAUUUCAGAUUCUUCAGAGUGGAAAAGGACAAGUAUGAAUACAAUGUAGUUCCAUUUGAGGAGAGUGAUUUGACAACCUGGACAGGUGACUAUCUUUCUUGGUGGCCAAAUCCCCAGGAAUUCAGAGCAUGCUUCAUUAAAGUUAAGAUCCAUGGACAGAAGGAAGUGAUGGUCAGGUCAAGGAAUCUGGGAGGCACACACAGGGAAACAACAGGCAAACUUUACGGCAUUAGAGACAUUCGCAGCACCCGGGACAUGCGAGAGGCCAACACCUCGGCAGCCUGUGUGGAGUUCAAAUGCAGUGGCAUGUUGUUUGAUCAAGCAGAGGUGGACAGGUCCCUCAUUUCAAUCCUUCCACAGGGGAACUGUCGCAGGAUCGGCACCAACAACCUCCUUCACGAGUAUCUCAUCAAACAUCCACCAGUCACUCAAAACAACGAGUCACAUGCAUUCAACAUGUUAGCUCCCGUUGAUCCCCUUGGACACAACUAUGGCAUCUAUACAGUUACAGACCAGAAUCCAAGAUUAGCCAAGGAGAUCGCCAUUGGGCGCUGCUUUGAUGGCACCUCAGAUGGUUUCUCCAGGGAGAUGAAGUCAGACUCUGGAGUGGCAUUGACCUUUAGCUGUCCAGAGAGGAAAAUCAACAGGGAAAGCCUCUUCCAGCGCUUGCAGACCAAUCCGGGUCAGACACUGUCUCAAAUGGCGAGGGACAUGAGAGAGUCGCAGGGUCUGCAGAUGCAGAGAUCAUCCACCCAGGUGGUGGCCUAUCCUUCAGAACAGCAGAGCAUAACCCAGAAUCGUAGAUUCAGCUCUACAACCCGGAGGAGAAUGUCCAUGCGCACACAACAGCGCCAGUAGAGGUGCCAAGAAGUAUUCUUUGAGACUGAUACGGUGGCAUCAAGUAGUGCAAGUAAAUCUUGUCCGUCGGUUGUUGAGAGUGAACUCCCUCUGGACUCUGAAAACCACAAAACCAAAGCAGACAGCAAUUCAGUAAAGACAUUCUAUUUUAUACUUGAAAUGUUUGGUAUAUUAAUCUCUUUAUUCUCUCCUAAAAUGAUGUAACAUGUAAUUGAUUGGCUUUGGUCUCAUUUUAUUGAAUGUGGCAUUCCACUUUUCCCAUGGUGGGUGUUUUUCCUGAUGUCUAUUAAUACUUAAUAUUUAAUACUAUGACAGGCCCCAAACAUUUCAGAAUUGGCCAUUACUUUCCUUUUGAUCCAGAUCAGCAUUAAAAGCAAGAGAGCCAGGUGUUUGUACCAGACACUGAGCCCAUUUUUUUUGACAACCUGAGACACCGUUUCCCCUGAAUGGGAAGGUACACUUGAAAGAGGCAGUGGCAUAAGGCACGUCACCCUGGGAACUGAGGAUGUUUUUAGACAUGCUUUGUAAUGUUCAUCAGCAUGCUACAUCGCUAACUUUGACUAAGCCAAAGUUACUUUCUUACCUAUUUAGAUUAUGCAAGGAUGGAUUUCAUGCACUAUAAAGUUUUUAGUUUCACAUUCCAGAGUACAUCACCAAACCAAAAUGUUUAUCAAAGUGACAAAUUCCUCAACAUGUAAUUUUGUCGUUGUUACUGAGGCUCAUUUUGGGUCUAAAUCGACUUUGGUUUUAUGUGUCUGUGACCUUAUGUGUGCAAUAAAUAUGCAGUAUCAUUUUUAGAAAUUUCAGCAUGUAACAAAUUA
Solea solea (common sole) is the source of this 4977-nucleotide messenger RNA. It is a transcript of the gene cilp2, whose product is annotated as cartilage intermediate layer protein 2. The record is from RefSeq and is a predicted model, not a curated record. NCBI's taxonomy places the organism in Eukaryota, Metazoa, Chordata, Actinopteri, Pleuronectiformes, Soleidae. Bases 404 to 4156 code for a protein of 1250 amino acids. The transcript is spliced from 10 exons.